Cinara cedri is the source of this 816-nucleotide messenger RNA. The record is from the annotation of a GenBank genome assembly. NCBI's taxonomy places the organism in Eukaryota, Metazoa, Arthropoda, Insecta, Hemiptera, Aphididae.
AUGAUACUCGGCCAGUUAUCUAUUUCGAUGAGACGUUGGUUAAUCAGAAUCACACCAAAGGGUACAUGUAGCAAAAUGAAUUAAAUUCAGAAGAACUUAAAGUACCUACAAGAAAAGGGAAGAGAUUAAUUAUUUGUCUCGCAGGAUCCAGUUCAUUUGGAUUUGUACCGGGAUCAAAGUUAGUUUUUAGAUGUCAAAGUGGUAUUUCUAUUGAUUAUCACUCCCAAAUGAACUCUGCUAUUUUUAAAGAGUGGUUUAUACAAAUGUUACAACAUUUAGAAGAACCUUCUGUAAUCGUGAUGGAUAAUGCCCCAUACCAUUCAGUUCUAGCAGAAACUUAUCCAAAGGUAAAUGAAAGAAAAGCAAAUGUACUCAAAUGACUGUCUGAAAAAGGGGUUCAAUAUUCACCACUCGAAACAUUGAGCGAAUUACGUGAAAGGGUCAAACAAUUGGUACCAAGACAAAAAGUAUAUGAGCUUGAUCAAAUCGCGUUGGAAAUGGAACAUGAAGUCAUGCGUCUCCCACCUUACCAUUGCCAAUACAACCCAAUAGAACUUAUAUGGGCACAAGUAAAAGGGGAUGUCGCCAAAAAAAAUGCUUCAUUUAAAAUAGCAGAUGUUGAACAACUUGUAAACGAAGCCGUUGUAUGCCGUGACCGUGGAUAAUUGGAAAAGUUGUAUGAGUCAUUGCGAAAAAUUGCAAGAUGAAGAUUUUAGAAAAGGUUUACGUGACGAAAUUUUAGGGUCAAUUAUACUGACCAUUAAUCCAGACGAAGAUUCCGACUAUUUAGAAGAGGAAGAUGGCAUAGAUUAUUAA